AACUCUCACUCAGAUUGACCAUGCUCUCGGUGCUCCUUCUCCUCUGCUGGUCUGUACUCACACUCCACACUACAGCUACAUGUUUCCAUCUACAGCGGACAUCCUUAGCCUCUGGUGCCAAUUCUGCAGACCCUGAAACACACCAAUGGCUGGAAGCAAAAUCCUAUUUCAUGAGGAAGAAAGGCAAUAAAAGAGCUCACAAACCUGUUCGUCGAGGUUCGGAUGGCAACUUCAUGGACUGGAAGGACCAGUAUAAAAACUGUUUCUCAGUCCUGGAUGUGAAAAGUCAUGCUUUCUUAUGCUUGGACUCCAAAGGAAAGUUAUACACCUCAGUAUUUGCCGGCAACGAGGACUGCCGGUUUCGUCGUGUCAAAAGGCAUAAACGCUACAACGUCUUUCACGCCUGUCGGGGCGACGUGCUUUUGGUCAACCAUCGUCAAGUUGAAAUUUACGCUUGUGAUUUAGCGAAGCUGUCUGGCUUCGACUUCUUAAAGCGACAUAAAAACCGAACGCACCACAGAAAGAGACGCAGCUGGCAAACUGAUCCGUCUGACCCUUUAGGAUCCGAGUAUCCACAUUUAAGCACAAUGAGAAACUGGAGAAGUGACCCGGAGCAUGGUGGUAACGUAUCGAAGGAGACCAUUACUUCCAUAGAUGAUCCUUUAGAGGUGUUGCUGUCAAACAGUGCACAAACUCCUACUCAGGAAAAACACAGGGGAAACAUAAAAGUCAGAUUCUAAUCUGAGUCUAAUCUUGCCGAAGCCUAAUCUUUCACUACGUGCAUCCAUUGUGGGUUGUACCACAGUUUGUAGCACUGGGAUCUAUGAUUGGUCAGAAGGUGUUGAUCUUCGAGAACGGCAGAUCUGAUAGUCGUUCUGACCGCAAAAUAAAUCACAGGUUUAUUUUAAUGCACUUGUUAUGAUACAUUAUUAGCUGGCGCAGGGACGUGCAUGAUGGAUGCUUGACAUAAACUUAAAAUACUUAUGUAUAUCGUGAAUGAGAUGUUUAUGGAAGGAGACUGCAGUGUCAGCACUUUGUAACAUUAAGCUGUACGGGUUUUUUUUUUUUCUCAUGUCAGAACGUCCUUAGGGUUUCAUUGUUUCUCACAUGACGAACGCAAAAGAGAGACUGGUGAAGAAAUAGCUAUUUAUAUCAGCUAUAACAUAAAAGUGAUAAUUAACAGUUAUUCCAUGAAAUUGAGUCGUACAUGGAAUAACUUAUUCUAUCCACAUUGACUGGAUUUUGAGAAACAGAGCAUUUUUACUUUUAUUUUUUGCAAAUUCGAUAAAUAAAAACUUUAUACAAAACGUCCGACAAAAUCAUUUCAGCUUAGGAUGUAAACAAACUGCCGAAAUGACAUUAGCAAUUUGUGAAAAAUGGUAGAAGAAGAAGAAGAAUUCUUGAAAAAUUAAAAAAGAUACGUUCUUACCAUCAAAUACUUUUAUUCCAUAUUUUGUUGCUCUUUUUUUUUGUAUUUUUUGGGGUUUUGUUUUCGAGUAGAGUUUUUAUUUCGUCCUCGGUUGGUUCAGCAAAACGCUCCGACGUUUUUUUUUCUUCUCUACUCAUGGUAUAUGAGCUGAUAGCCUAGUAGAAGAAGAAAAAGAAGAAACCUUUAUUCGUCACAUGCACACUUCAAGCACAGUGAAAUUCAUCCUCUGCAUUUAACCCAUCUGAAGCAGUGAACACAUGCACACACCCAGAGCAGUGGGCAGAGCAGUGGGCAGCCACACUAGAGCGCCUGGGGAGCAGUCAGGGGUUCGGUACCUCGCUCAAGGGCACCUCAGCCCAAGGCCGACCCACGUCAACCUAACUGCAUGUCUUUGGAAUGUAGGGGAAACCGGAGCGCCCGGAGGAAACCCACGCUGACACGGGGAGAACAUGCAAACUCCACACAGAAAGGCCCUCGCUGGCUGCUGGGUUCGAACCCGGAACCUUUUUGCUGUGAGGCGACCGUGCUAACCACGACGCCACCGUGCCGCUUGUAAUAGAGUAUCCAGUGAAUGUGGAUAGAAUAAUUUGUUUUAUGGCUAUUCGACAACAUUAAAUACAAGAGUGCUCUGAGAGCACAAUAUUCCCCCGCUACAAUAUAUUGCAAACGGAAUUGCGAUAGGCGGAUUACUGUCCUAUAACAAAGCCUUCUGCCAAGUUUUGUGAAAUUCCUCCAAAAAUUGUGACAGGAGUUGAUUUCAGAAGGAGAGUACCCUUUCCUGGGAUGGACAGACAUACGGACGGAUGGACAUCGCCAAGAUACGGUAUAAUCCUCUUUUGGGCCUUUCAGCCAGCGGGGGACAAUAACUACAAUUGGAUAAAACGUACAUGUUCUUUAGUCCAAAAAAAAAAAGUUAGUCCAUGUAUUACUACAUUCCUGUGGCAUGAAGCUUACAACACUUCCAUGAUGCCAUAUGACAAUAAUCAACUUCAGGGUUGUAACAGUAACUCGGUUUCAUGUCAAGCCGCAUCGUACCACCACCCUGUCAUUGAUUAUCCUCACAUAACAGUGUUUGCUGUACACUGCAGCCUCUAUGAUGUGAUGUGAAAAGUCCACUUUCCCUCGCUAACCCUAACCUUAGAAUCUGUCCUUUCACCUUAUUUAAUAAGUUAACAGUUAAACAGCAUCUGUGUUCCAUGUUAUUAGAGUAGAUUUCAUUUAUAACACUUCCAGAGCAAUGAUCAGGGGUUACAUCACUGAAAACGAAAAUUGUUUAUUUUUUAUUAUUUUUUUGAGGACUAUAGAGAUAUUUUCUACUCAGUUACCUACUCAGUUACCUUUUUUUGGCUCAAAUUUGAUUCAUUUUUGUGAACAUCUAUGAGAUAUUUAU
Messenger RNA from Neoarius graeffei (lesser salmon catfish), 2819 nucleotides. RefSeq lists its product as uncharacterized. The record is from RefSeq and is a predicted model, not a curated record. The transcript is spliced from 3 exons. Gene Ontology annotation, molecular function: growth factor activity. Bases 21 to 740 code for a protein of 239 amino acids. NCBI's taxonomy places the organism in Eukaryota, Metazoa, Chordata, Actinopteri, Siluriformes, Ariidae.